Messenger RNA from Musa acuminata subsp. malaccensis (wild Malaysian banana), 1386 nucleotides. RefSeq names its product acetyltransferase At1g77540. Lineage: Eukaryota; Viridiplantae; Streptophyta; Magnoliopsida; Zingiberales; Musaceae. The record is from RefSeq and is a predicted model, not a curated record.
UCGCAACCACCUGAGGCCAUGCCACCCCUUUCGCCUCGCCAGACGCUUUCGGCUUCUCUUCCUCCGGUUUAAGCGAAGUCGGGGAAGGAAUGGAGAGUCUCUCAGGGUUUCGUUGAUCGUCGUGGCGAUGUCCACCUUCAGCGGCGACGAAACCGUCCUCGUCUUCUCCUGCAAGGGGGCGGCGUACGGGAUGGCGUCCAUGGGCGUGACGCGACUGGAGCCCGUGAUGAAGUCGAUCAUGCUCGUGGUCAGUGCUCGGGAUCUACGGAUUGAUUAUCGCUGUGAUCAUAAGCACCAGGAACAACCCACAAGGCGAAGUCGUAUUACCUCUUUGAUGGCUAUGCUCAUCUCUUCUCUGGGCUUGCUGGUUCGUCUGCGGGCAUGGCGAUCGGCAUCGUCGGCGACGCUGGUGUUCGAUUCUUGAUGUGGUUGCCAAGUGAUCCGAGUCAUUCAUGCUGCAUUUGAACAUGGAAGUGCAAAAGGCCGCAUUCUGAUUUGCCAUGAUUACCUGCGGGUCUUUAGCAGAAGAAGUCUACUAGCAGCGAGCCUAUUACGAGGAAAUGGACUGAGACUUGCUAAAUCAAGAAAUGCAAGAUUUCUUUCUUUCAUUGAUUUGGAAAUAGCCGAAGCAGCGAAUCCACGCGAGGAAUGUAUGGUUAGAUCUGACUCGGUCGGAUCGCUUUUGGUCAUUAGGCUCGCGCUGGACUCUCCAACCGGUCCGGUUCGAUCUCGGCGGUCCGGCAAUAUCCUUUUUAUAAACCACGAUGUCGCUUAGUGAAAAGGGUUGGUUGGGGCGCGAUGGCGAAGAGGGCGGACGGCGAUUCCUCGACGGUGAAGGAGGCUCGGCCGCCGGUGAUCGUGUGGAACAAGGAAAGGGAGAGAUUUGAGACGGAGGACAAAGAAGCCUUCCUCCAAUACCACCUCAGAGACGUUGGCCUCGUGGCGGCGGCCGCGAACAGCAGCGACAAUCCCGAGCAGGAGAAGAGGAAGGGGGCGGCGGUGGUGAUGGACAUGGUGCAUACCUACGUGCCGAGGAGCAAGCGGGGGAUGGGCCUCGCCGCCCUCCUCUGUGACGCCGCCUUCGCUCACGCCCAGUGCCACUCCAUGCUCGUCAUCCCCACGUGCUCCUAUAUCUCCGAUACUUAUCUUCCUCGAAACCCUGCGUGGAAUUUUCUGGUAUGCAAUGGGGAGCCAAAAUCAAGCAUGUAACGUAAAGAUCUGCUAAGGAGCAUAGAAGCCUGUGAAGAAGUAAUAGUUCUUCCUUUUGUUUUGUUGAGUUUUCUGCAUUACCUUCUAUAGUUACUAUGUGAUGGAAUUAUCUUUAGUUUGUGUGGGAAAAUAAUUUGUGUGAAUGCAUGCAUACAAGUAGUCUGCAAUUUCUUCUUA